This is a messenger RNA of Aspergillus japonicus CBS 114.51, 613 nucleotides long. RefSeq lists its product as uncharacterized. The transcript has 4 exons. Lineage: Eukaryota; Fungi; Ascomycota; Eurotiomycetes; Eurotiales; Aspergillaceae. The record is from RefSeq and is a predicted model, not a curated record. The coding region runs from base 235 to 561 and encodes 108 amino acids.
CUAAAUCACAGUGACACUAAAACCGGUUAAGACUUGCGCCCUGAGCUCCGUCUCCCCGCCCACCACACCCACUUAACUACCUAAACCUCCCCGCCCUCCGCUUUCGCUUUCCCCUCGGCCAUCGUCAUCUGUUUCUUCUAACCGUACUUUCUCUAACAACUUGAAAGCCGCUACUCCUCUGCUUCUUCGUUCUCCCUCUCUUGCUAUACUAUCUCGACUCAACUGUCCAGCACAAUGUCGGCCAAGAACGAGUUUCUUUGCAUCCUCCCGGACAAGCCCGACGCCUUGGCCAGAAGACUGGAAGUGCGCGCACAACAUCUUGCAAAUGUCACACCUCUUGUUGAGUCCGGCAAGGUUGUCCUGGGCGGAGCCAUGCUCGACCAACACCCGAAACCAGACGACUCCGUCUCCUUCAAGGGCAGUGUUAUGAUUUACGUCGCCGAGAGCAAGGAGGAGGUCGAGGAGUUGGUGAAGAAUGAUAUUUACACCAAGUCUGAUGUAUGGGACCUAGGCAAGGCUCAAAUCAUUCCGUUCAAGUCUGCUGCUCGCUUGGCCUUGUAGAUCUCUGUCCCAUAGUUUACGAAUGCAAUGACAUCGUGUAUUCCCGUGACAA